Messenger RNA from Lycium barbarum (goji berry), 4986 nucleotides. RefSeq lists its product as uncharacterized. The transcript has 15 exons. Gene Ontology annotation, cellular component: nucleus. Bases 186 to 4670 code for a protein of 1494 amino acids. Gene Ontology annotation, molecular function: protein binding. NCBI's taxonomy places the organism in Eukaryota, Viridiplantae, Streptophyta, Magnoliopsida, Solanales, Solanaceae. Gene Ontology annotation, biological process: regulation of cell cycle. The record is from RefSeq and is a predicted model, not a curated record.
GAGAAAUUUCAAUGGCGAAGUUUAGCGAUGAGAAAUCGGACGGUUUAGAGAUAUUAUCAAUCGGCAAGCUUUAUGCUGGACCGUGGGAUAAGAAAUACUGGAGUUCAUCUAGGAGUCAUGUAGCUAAUAUAUCAGUUGUGGAGCUUGUGAAGCAUUAAUGGUUGUACAUACGAGUACUUUGCACAAUGCUGAGAAUUCCUGUAAAUUUUGAGCUCCUUCCGGGCAAAGACCGCUAUCCUUAUCCUAUUGGAUACAGUGCUCUAAGGACCCAAAAUGGAGUAGCUUACAAACUGGAAAUUCAUGAAGGCCUAAAUGGUCCAUUAUUUACGAUUAGUUCUACAGAUGGGCAGUCAUGUAGUGGGAAAACUCCAGAAAUUGCAUGUGACAGUUUCCAGAAAAAAGGAUGUCAAAUAAAAUUGUUGCAUGGAAAGAGAUAUUCCAGUAAGAUUGAUGGCGUGGAGUUUUUCGGGUUCAAGAACACAUUUGUUCAGAGGUUACUCAGGGAAUUGGUAGCGAAUAUCAGUGGAACGCCAGAGCAGAAUUUCUUGUCAUCUAUCUCUCUUAGGAAUGAGACAUCAGAGGCAGUAAACCAAACUGACAACGCGGGAUCAAAAACAGAUCCUAAUCAGCUAACACACUUGGAAACACAAAGUGCUGGGAAGAGAAAUAGGAAAGGUAGAACCAAUAAUAUCAAGUCAGCUGCCAGUACCGGUCUCAAAAAACCUCGACUUCAGAAUAAAAGUAGGGACAUCAAAGGUCUGAAAUCCGGCCAACAGGAAUAUGGAGAACAUCCGCCUCUCUUCUCUUCAAGUAAAGGGCCUUGCAAUAGUUCAGAAGCAUGGCAAGAGUCAGAGACCUUGCAAACAAUAAAUGAGAGAGAAAAAGUUCUGGUUCCAGUUGUAGAAUCUUUUGACAAAGAUGAUAACCUGAAAGUAGAUAGUCUUAUUCCUCAAGGAGGGAGGAAGCAUUUAAAUCCCGAGACUGAAAUACCAUUAGAAGAAUUGGUGGCAAAUAUCAGUGGAGGGCCGGAGCAGAAUUUGUCGUCUAUCUCUCUUAGCAAUGAGACAUCUGAGGCAGUAAACCAAACUGAACACACGGGAUCAAAAACAGAUCCUAAUCUGUUAACACACUUGGAAAAACCACAAAGUGUUGGGAAGAGAAACAGGAAAGGUAGAAGUAGAACCAAUAAUAUCAAGUCAGCUGCCAAUACCAGUCUCAAAAAACCUCAACAUCAGAAUAAAAGUAGCGACAUCAAAGCUUUGAAUUCUGGCCAACAGGAAUAUGGUGAACAUCCGCCUCCCUUCCCCUCAAGUAAAGGGUCUGGCAAUAGUUCAGAAGCAGUGCAAGAGUCAGAGACCUUUCAAACAAUAAAUGAGAGAGAAAAAGUUCGGGUUCCAGUUGUAGAAUCUUUUGACAAAGAUGAUCAUCUGAAAGUAGACAGUCUUAGUUCUCGAGGAGGGAGGAAGCAUUUAAAUCCCGAGACUGAAAUACCAUUAGAAGAAUUGGUGGCAAAUAUCAGUGGAGGGCCGGAGCAGAAUUUGUCGCCUAUCUCUCUUAGCAAUGAGACAUCUGAGGCAGUAAACCAAACUGAACACACAGGAUCAGAAGCAGAUCCUAAUCUGCUAACAGACAUGGAAAAACCACAAAUUGCUGGGAAGAGAAAUAGGAAAGGUAGAACCAAUAAUAUCAAGUCAGCUGCCAAUACCAGUCUCAACAAAUCUCGACGUCAGAAUAAAAGUAGUGACAUCAAAGCUUUGAAUUCCGGCCAACAGGAGUAUAGUGAACAUCCGCCUCCCUUCUCCUCAAGUAAAGGGUCUUGCAAUAUUUCAGAAGCAUUGAAAGAGUCAAAGACCUUGCAAACAAUAAUUGAGAGAGAAAAAGUUCUGGUUCCAGUUGUAGAAUCUUUUGACAAAGAUGAUCAUCUGAAAGUAGAUAGUCUUACUUCUCAAGGAGGGAGGAAGCAUUUAAAUCCCGAGACUGAAGUACCAUUAGAAGAAUUUACAGAAAUAUUAAAAGAUGCAAAGCUGUUUGAUAGGUCAAGAGUUCUGGAUGAGCCGGUAAUUCAGAACCAAAUGGCGGAAGAGAAGGACGGAGAAUCACCAGUUGAGAAUGAAACACAGAGAGUUAAUUUUGCCAAUCUUUGGGCACCUGAUACUUUGGAUCACCCACCAGAUGAUUCAUUUAGUCUCACCGCAGAGAUUGUGAAGGAUGGUGUAGCUGCUGUUACUACCACUGUUCCUGACUCUCUAAUAGUUGAUUCACAUCCCGAAAGUGAAAUGAAUACAUCUCGUUUGGAAGAGCACUCACAGAGAAGUGAGUCAGAUUCUGCUGGGAAUGAAAUAGCCAACUCAAUGAUGACAUUUCUGCUUCCUCGAGCACUCCCUCUGCUUAGGACAUACACUAGAAAGAAGAAGAAUGAUAUAAAGUCAUCAGAAAUAUCUAUCCGCAAUUCUCAGGAUGAAAAUAAGAAGAUUGAUGUCAGUGAGCUUGAUGAGAAUUUACUGCUCAGACAGAAGAAGGAAAACAUCAAUUUUCCAGUUCGAGGUUGCAUUCCAGCAUCUACAGCUUGUUCCCUUGCAGAAGCUGUUGUUCCUGAUAGUUUUGAUAAUGCAGAAGGUGGAUAUACUCCAAGUCAGGGGUUAGCUCAGAUUUUACAAGUAGCUGAAGCUGCUAAAGACGAUCAAAGUGUUCGAGGUUUACAAACCUGCAGAUCUGAAAUCGAGGGAACAUCAAAGAAUGAUAAUUUAGAAGCAAAGCAAUCAGUUUGCAAUGGUGAAACAGGAACAGAAAGAGAAAAAGACUUCUUACCAAGCACACAGAAAAUCGUUCAAGCAUCAAGAAAGGAAAUUAGUGGAACCCAAAAGACUGGCGCAAUUGUUAGUGGGGGCUUAACUAGCGUUCCACCUUCUGCGGAAUCAAUGGUGCAACAUGUUUCAUUAUCCGAAAGUAUCAUCUGCAGAGAUUUCAGAGAUGAUUCUGUUCCAGAGACAAGUGUCGACAUAAAUGCAAUGCACACCUCACAUUUCUUGCAAGGGAGUUCUUCUAAGCAGCGCCAAAUUGAACAAUCUAUAUCUGCUGAUGAACCCCACAUUAAUGGACCCCCCCUUAACUUCAGUACAAAAGAAAGUUUCAUUAGUACCAGUGGUACACCUUCUAACCUGGCCACCAGAUCACAAGAUCAAGAAAUGGAUCAGAUGUUAAACCAUAAUCAAACUUCAAAGCUUCUUGAUUCAACUGCAACUAAUUCUGAAGGCAACUUGACUGAAAAGUUGUCCGGAGACCAACAAUUUGUCAGGUUUACUGAUCCUCCGUUACAUAAGCAAAACGAGAAGAUAAAUUUUCCUGCUGACACCACUGAGAAAAAGGAGAACAAUGAGAAUUUAAACAUGGAAGUGCAGAAAGAUUUAAAGACUGAGAUUGAAAGUGGUGUUCUCAAGGUUAUUGCAGGCUAUGCCCAUCCCAUGCCAAUUUCAUCAGUGCUAUUAAGUACACAAGAAAAUUAUCUUUAUAUUUGUGUUUUAUGUGGUCAACCAUUGCAUGAGGAUAGAACUAUUUUCAUGUACAAGGCCCCAAUGGAUGGAGAAGAAAGGGGGUGCCCUUCAUUUAUUGGUCAUGUUUCCAUACGUUUUCUAUUGUCAGACGGUGCCUUUGGUGGAGAUAUUGAACUGGACAGUGCUGCUGUGCAGUUGACACCCAUUGGGCAGUCGCUUGUGUUGUUCAACAGUGUAAGAGCCCCAAGCUGCAGGGAGGGUGAUAUGAAGUGCCACUGCUCAUUAUGUGCUUUGAAUCUUUUCGAGGAAAAUGCAAUCAAAAUUGUGCAAAUUAGAAAUGGUUAUGUCUCUCUCAUUACUAAACUGAAAACAACGCUAAGGGUCUGUUGUAUAUUGGUCUGUCCACCUGAUCACCUUGUUGCUGUGGAAGAAAGUGGAAAGCUGUACAUAUGGGUCAUGAAUUCAAAAUGGAGUGCGGAGACAGAAGAAUGUUGUUUGCUGCCACCUGAUUGCCCACCCUUUUCUUCAACGAAAUUGAAAAGAAUACCAAAUUUUGCUAGCUUGGUUCUUGGGUACAAUGGAUUCAGCGAAUUUAGCCUAUGGGAUAUAAAGAAGCGCAUGCUUGUGUCAAAGUUUUCUGCUGCCAGUACUUCUGUUUUUCAAUGUCUUCCAGUUAGUCUUUUUAGAUGGCAAAGAAAGUUCACUGUUCCUGCAGGGAUCACAGAAGAGAUUAUUAACGAAAUAACAGAUGUCACAAAGAUGUCUUUCUUGGAAAUAAGUGACAAUCAAUCCUUCUGCUCAUUAGAGGAUAAAGAUGUGGCAAUCUGGCUUCUUAUUUCGACUGCUCCUGAUCCAAACUCGCCUGCUUAUCAAUCUAGUGAGCAGCAGUGUGACCCAGUUCAUUGGUGGAGGCUUGCUCUAUUGGUUAAUAACACAAUGAUCAUGGGAAAUUCUCUUGACCCAAGGGCUACUGCAAUUGGUUUUUCAGCUGGUUAUGGGAUUAUUGGGAGAAGUGAUGGACUGGUCUACUUGUGGGAACUAACUACAGGGAGAAAGCUCCAAAAUCUGCAUUACUUCAAAGAAGCAGCUGUGUCAUCCAUUGUCUCUGAGGACUCCAGCCAUCGUGCAGUGGCCAUAGCCAGCGAUGGAGGUCAGUUGCUGGUAUAUUUGCGAUCUUGACAGGCUCUGUUCAUAUUGAAUGAAUAAACUUUUACUCCACCUUUAAUAAGUUACAUGGACGUAUCAGCCAAUUUUUCAAGCCUAAUGUCUAGAACCCGAUAGCUUGGUAGGCCUUGGAUACCAAACAAACGAGGCUUUGGUUGGGCAAAGCUCUUUGUAGAUCUGUCAAAUUGUAUAUUUCCGCGAUUCUAUUUGAUCCCAAUCCAAGUACGAUCAUAGAUUGUAAAUAACAGGUUAAAGUUGGAUCUUAAAAUAAUGAGGAUCCAUUAUAUUUCCCUUUUAGUAUUUUCUACAACUGCCAUCUAGUUUUCUUGAA